Fomitiporia mediterranea MF3/22 is the source of this 1230-nucleotide messenger RNA. RefSeq lists its product as uncharacterized. The coding region runs from base 1 to 1230 and encodes 409 amino acids. The record is from RefSeq and is a predicted model, not a curated record. Lineage: Eukaryota; Fungi; Basidiomycota; Agaricomycetes; Hymenochaetales; Hymenochaetaceae. The transcript has 4 exons.
AUGCCUGAACCAAUUGGUAUGGGUAUAGAAAUACCAGAUAUCGAAAUGGGAAAUAUCUCUCCUAUGUAUACAAGCAUUCUUCAUGUCAAAACGUCGGCUCGGCUGAAUAAAAUCGUCAGGUCUCCCUUUAAUUCGGUCCGCGGAUCCACAACGCCCAAACCAACGGACAGUAUUCGCGCCGACAAGUCAUCAUUGGAACAUCGUAAGGAGGACGAAAACCCACCCGCAAGUGGCGUGACUACGUAUUCAGACGUUGACAAAGGCGACAAUCAACAACUACAAAAUACCGUUGAAGGGAAGCAGCCUCGAACAAAGCCGCUUCCUAUUCCUAUAACUUCUUCAGCACCUACAAUUGACAUACCUUUACAUGCUUCUUCCUCAUCUACUCUUCCUACACCUACGUUUCCUGGUCCCAGAUCCAACUAUUCCGACGAAAAAGUUAAUAUUGACAGCAUUACACCCAACUCGCCCUCUGCAACUCCUCAAAAAGACACUGCAGACAAUUCUUCGAACGACGACACGAGUAUUCCAAAGGACUUAUCCUCGCCUUUAGAAGAAUUGACGCGACGCCAUACCGAACCACCGAGUAUCACUCUCGGGCCAUCUACAGAAUUUCAGCCAGCCAGUCUUACCCCCAGCGAAAUAAAACAGAUAAAUGAACUCAAUGGCCUCCUACACGGUAGAGCAGUAGGAAACACCUUAAAUAACAUAUCCCAUCCAGCAAGCGUCACCUUCGGAUGCAUCGAACCCGGAAAACAAGCCGGAGAAAUUGUUAUCUUACGCUGCAGACUAACAUCGGACCAGAAGCACUUGCUCUCACUCUGGCAGGCACGGGAUCGCCUUGAGGGGUAUCCCAACUCAUUCCAGGCUAAUUUCCGGCCCGCGAACGAGGCCAACCCACUAAAUUCAUCGAUUUUAUUGGGAUUACCUGUAUCAUGGCCAACAAAUGCAAGACUUUCUGCGGAUAUUGGAACAUCCAGGAUAUUCCUCGCACCUCCUCUCCAGCCAUCCGCAGAAAAUCUUGUCGAUAUCUCGCCAUUUGUGAACACAAAUCCCGUUGAGGUCCGACUUGAUCAUGCAGCUGAUAUGAAGGAAUAUGUUUUCGCCUUGAUCUCACACCCUCCAACGCCGUCGCAGCUGUGGGAAUUGGAAGAACAGCGGACUCAGACGAGAAGUUUCCAUGCAGUUAUUGACGGGUUACGAAUAACAGCUGCAGAUGUAUUUGGCUGA